AUGGCUGGUUCUAACCUACUUGCCAAAAUACUCGAUACUAAUUGCUUAAUUAGACCGAAUUUCAUCGAUUGGCUGAGAAAUUUGAGAAUUGUUCUCAAUUCUGAAAAAUUAGCCUAUGUUUUGAACAUAGAGGCUCUAGCGGUGCCCGAAAAUAUAACAGCUCAGCAAAGAGUUGCCAGAAAUAAAUGGACUGAUGAUGAUAUGAAGGUAAAGUGCUAUAUGCUUUUGAAUAAUGAGUUGGAAAGCCAAUAUGAGCACAUGGAGAGUACUGCUGAUAUUCUGCUCCAUCUCAAGGAGUUGUAUGAUGAGCAAAGUCGAACAACUUGCUACGAGGUGUUGAAGCGAUUGUUUAGGGCUAAGAUAUCUGAUGGUCAGUCAAUCAAUAAUCAUUGCUUGGCAAUGAUUAAAGACAUUGAGGAGCUUGAGAAGCUCAGGUUAACUAUGGACGUAGAACUCCAAACGGAUUUGAUCUUACAGUCCUUACCAGAUUCAUUUUCCCAGUUCACCUUAAAUUUUCAAACAAAUAAAAUUACUUGCACUCUUGCUGAGCUACUGAAUAUGGUCACGGCUAAAGAAAUGCUGAAAGUCAAUAAGGGGGUUAGUUUUGGCUAUUGA
Messenger RNA from Ananas comosus (pineapple), 615 nucleotides. RefSeq lists its product as uncharacterized. The transcript has a single exon. The record is from RefSeq and is a predicted model, not a curated record. The coding region runs from base 1 to 615 and encodes 204 amino acids. Lineage: Eukaryota; Viridiplantae; Streptophyta; Magnoliopsida; Poales; Bromeliaceae.